Molecule: messenger RNA, 708 nt
Organism: Oppiella nova
Lineage: Eukaryota; Metazoa; Arthropoda; Arachnida; Sarcoptiformes; Oppiidae
Source: the annotation of a GenBank genome assembly
AUUGAGUCAAUGAGUUGUGAUUGAGUUGUGAAUGAGUUGUGACUGCAAUCACACCACCGAUGAUGUCGUCCCCUGUGUUGACCACAAACAAUGAUCCCCGAAGAGCUGAUAAGAUCCAGAGAUAUAAGGCGGCACCGAUCGGGAGUGGAAGUGCUGGUGACGACCCUCUGCCGGACUAUAUGAACGUGUUGUCGAUGUUGCUGUCGAUGUGUGGUCUGAUGAUCAAGCUCAAAUGGAGUGCAUGGCUCGCACUGUACUGCUCGGCCGUCUCCUUCACCAACUGUCGCAUCAAUGAUGACACCAAACAGAUCCUGUCCUCAUUCAUGCUGUCCAUCUCAGCGGUGGUCAUGUCAUACCUCCAGAACCCGCAGCCAAUGACUCUUCCCUUCACUAAUUAGUCGACACUUUCAUUGAUUUGAUAUUAAGUUUUAUUAAUAAAUAAAAUUAUAUUCAGAGAUAACUUAUAUUUAAAGAGCAAUUGAUAACUGAAUGAAAUGAAUGAGGAAAUGGUUAACAAUUAGUAUAGUUUCCUGUAUUCAACUCAAACUUAACAUCGUUUUGAGGACAAAUCAAUAUUUGCUAAGAAGACAAUUGUCUCUUAACACAAAUCCCAUUCCCUUUUGGCAAUACCGUACAUAAUGUAUAUUUAAUCGGAAAUUAUUUAAUAACUUAAUUGUAAAGUUAAUGAUUAAAACAAUCUUAUAAGUG